UGUGACGUUUUGUGAAUUUUAUUUGUCGUUUCUUUUUCGAAGUAUUAAAUUGCGAAACCAAAUAAUUUCUAGAUUUUGUUUGUUUCUUAUUAUAUUUUGUUAUACUGGAUUGCAAAUCAUUUGCAAUAUUUCUUUGUUAACGUAUUUUAAAUAGCCUACGUCAAAAUUCCUCCGGCUGCAGUAAACGAAGGUUCUUCUCUCCGAACUACUGAUCGGUGGUCGGAGAUGUUGACGCCAUGUGAGGCCAGUGAGGUAAUAGCGUUCCUAGAGGGACGCGAUGCUCCCGAUGCUUUCGUGGGGUUAUAUAGCGCCGUGAGGGAGCCCUGGCUAGCGCGCGGCCUGCUGCAGUACCACGCGCGGACCGGCUCCACGCGGGCUCUCGACCUCCUGGCCCGCGCGCCCGAAGCCCACGCGCGCUAUCUUCUCGAUGCGCUGCUCGAGCAGCUGCGCGGCGAGCGGCCGGCGUGCCACCACGCGCUCGCCGCCCUGGCGCUGCUCGUGGCGCGUCGCCCCGUCUGGCUGCACCGCCUGCCCACGCACGGCACCUCGCGGGAACUGCUGCGCGCCGCUCGCCGCGAGCGGGACCCGCUGGCGCUGCUGCACGCGCUGCUCGCUCUCGCCGCGCUGCUGCCCGCCGAGCCCGCCCUGGCGGCCGCGCACUGGACCGACCUGGCCGAGGCGCUGCUGCGCCCCGCUGCGCUCGAGCCGCCCGCGCCGCCCGUGCGCGACCACCUGCAGCUGGCGCAGCUCGCUCUGUUCCACGCGCUCUACGCCACCCACCCGUGCACCCUGCUGGAGACGCUCCGGGCGGAGUGCGCCGCGGCGACCGCGAGGGAUGCGUGGGAGCGUGCGCUCGUGCCGCUGCUGCGCUCCGUGCGGCUGCACCCCGCGCUGGUGACGGGCUCCCGGCAACGCGAGGCGGAGGCGGCUCGCAAGACACGCCUCGAGAUCCACGACGUGCUCGCGGAGACGCGGCGUCUGUCCCUCCGUGCGCGGGAGCCGGCCGAGGAGCGCACCGGUCUGGCGCCCGCGCCCGCGCCGCCCGCUCCGCCCUCGCCCGCGCCGGGCUCAGGGGCGCAAGCCGCGCGGGCGGCGUCCGCGUUACGGCCGGGCGCGGAGCCCUGGUUCCCGCUCGUGGACCGCUGUGGGGCCGAGUCUGCGCCCAACACGCCCCUGCCGGCGGAGCCGGACCCCGUGGAGCCGCCGGAGGCGGCCGUCGAAGCCACGCCUGAGAACACCCCUGCCAAAGAAACGCGAACGCAAUUUCGAUUUCCCAACGAGUCGGCCGCGGUUCGAGCGAUAGGCCGCCGCUCUCAACCUCCUUCGCCGCUGCGUAAGGAAACCUCCCCGCCGGCCGGGGGUGAAAGUGAUAUCGCAGUGCAGUGA
Messenger RNA from Zerene cesonia (dogface butterfly), 1386 nucleotides. Its product is annotated as hamartin-like. The record is from RefSeq and is a predicted model, not a curated record. NCBI's taxonomy places the organism in Eukaryota, Metazoa, Arthropoda, Insecta, Lepidoptera, Pieridae. Gene Ontology annotation, biological process: negative regulation of cell population proliferation; negative regulation of TOR signaling; regulation of cell cycle. The transcript is spliced from 4 exons. The coding region runs from base 226 to 1386 and encodes 386 amino acids. Gene Ontology annotation, cellular component: TSC1-TSC2 complex.